AUGCAAACGCCAUCCCCUCGGCUCCUCCGCGCUCUGCGCACUUCGCUUUUGAGCUCACCGGACCCUCGCCCUCUACGCAGCGCCACCCGCUUCCCUCGCGCCCUGACAUCCCUCGACAUCCCAUCUACACAACGCAGCUACAGCUCCCCAAUCCGCCCAACUCGCAUGAUUCCCCGCUCGCACGCGCACAAGCCCGCCAGUCACGACCGCGGCCCCGAGUCUAAGGAAGAUACCCAGACGGACUUCGCCGCGCUGAACGUCCUCGGCAACACCCCCAUCCCCAGCACUGCCAUCGACGCCUGCCUCGACUCCGGCUUCCACCUGAAUAGCGGCGUGAAAAUCACCGGUGGCGAUGCGCUGCUGCUCGUGGGUGGAGAAGCGUUCUCGUGGCGGCCAUGGAAGACCUUCGAGGGCGCGGAGAAUGACCGUGCGGCCAAGGCGUCUAUGAUCAACGCCAAGGGCCAGUUCGAGCUGGACGAGCAGGCGUGGGGAUUGCUGAGCGUGGUGUGGCCGCGUCCCGAUAUGCUCAUUCUCGGCCUGGGUAGCGGCAUGCAUCCCCUCUCGCCGGAGACGAAACGUCACAUCAACUCGCUAGGCAUCCGUGUAGAUAUUCAGGAUACCCGGAAUGCGGCGGCGCAGUUCAACCUGCUUGCGACGGAGCGCGGAGUCUCCGAGAUCGCGGCGGCGCUGAUCCCCAUCGGGUGGAAGGGACGGUCAUGA
Messenger RNA from Penicillium canariense, 720 nucleotides. Its product is annotated as Mth938-like domain-containing protein. Gene Ontology annotation, cellular component: mitochondrial inner membrane. Gene Ontology annotation, biological process: mitochondrial respiratory chain complex I assembly. The record is from RefSeq and is a predicted model, not a curated record. The coding region runs from base 1 to 720 and encodes 239 amino acids. Lineage: Eukaryota; Fungi; Ascomycota; Eurotiomycetes; Eurotiales; Aspergillaceae. The transcript is spliced from 2 exons.